AAACCACUUUUCGUACUUGGAAUAUGGAAAGUAGCAAUUUUGUGGACAAGAGCAAAGAGCAUAGUUUAUCCAAGUUGGGUGAGCUACCGGAAAAUUUGGAUCUUCUCCUCAAAACAAAUUCAUCUGGCUGCACAUGGUUCAGUCAUGAUGUUCUGAAAAACUGGACUUCUCAAUUCUCCCCAGAAAAUCUAAUUGGUAUAGGGGGCUGUAACCGUGUAUACAAGGGAGUUCUUCCUGAUGACAGGCCAGUGGCAGUAAAGAUUUUGAAGUCGUCCAAUGAAGCAUGGAAGGAUUUCACCCAGGAAGUGAAUAUUAUGACGUCGUUGAAGCACAAAAACAUAACGCCUCUACUUGGAAUUUGUAUAGAAGACAAUGAUCUAAUCUCUGUGUAUGAUUUUCUGUCCAAAGGAAAUUUAGAGGAAAACCUACAUGGCCAUGCCAAAGUGAAGCCAGUAUUGUCAUGGGAAGUGAGAUUUAAUGUGGCUGUUGGGAUUGCUGAAGCCUUAAAUUAUCUACACAAUGAGUGUUCUCGGCCUAUCAUUCAUAGAGAUAUUAAGUCCUCAAACAUUCUUCUCUCUGAUGAGUAUGAAUCACAGUUAUCAGAUUUUGGGCUAGCAACAUGGGGACCUACAACUUCAUGUUCCCUGACUCAUAGCGACGUAGUUGGAACUUUUGGCUAUCUCGCUCCCGAGUACUUUAUGUAUGGUAAAGUCAGUGAGAAGAUUGAUGUCUACUCUUUUGGGGUGGUUCUUCUGGAAUUGCUAUCGGGGAGAAAACCAAUUGAUGCUGAGUGCCCCAAGGAUCAAGGAAGCUUGGUCAUGUGGGCAAAACCGAAACUCGAGAGGGGGGACCUAACCAGUAUACUGGAUCCAAAUUUGAAUGAAAAUGUUGACAACGCUCAGAUGCACAGAAUGGCCCUUGCAGCAACCCUUUGUCUUACACAAGCAGCACGCCUUCGUCCUAAAAUGAACCAGAUCCUGAAGAUCCUAAGAGGGGAUAAAGAUGUGGACAAAGGGAUGAACAACCUUGUUGGAGAUCAAAAUGAUUCAGGAAACCAGGAUAAUAACGACGAUGAUGAAGUUUAUCCAGAUUCAAGUGUAGAGUCCCAUUUGGGUCUUGCAUUGCUUGAUGUAGAUGGCACCUCUACAUCAUUCAGCAGUGUGGAGCAAAGCUGCCGUCUUUCCUUAGAAGAAUUCUUGAAAGAAAGGUGGAGCAGAUCAUCAAGCUUAGAUUAGCUUUGCCUGUUCACAAGAAAAUUCUACCACCAGCUUAGGUAGUGUGUGUAAUUUACCCUGUACAGUUAUAAGGAAUUGAGAAAGAGAGAGAGAGAGAGAG
Ilex paraguariensis (yerba mate) is the source of this 1335-nucleotide messenger RNA. The record is from the annotation of a GenBank genome assembly. Lineage: Eukaryota; Viridiplantae; Streptophyta; Magnoliopsida; Aquifoliales; Aquifoliaceae.